UAUCCUGAGAGGCAUCAAAGCCUUCAGCCCAUGGCUGCAACUGUCCCACUGCUAGGGUCGGGUAUCUGUAUGCAGCUACUGGUGCACAAGGCCGUUUGGCAAAGGGAAAAAUGAUGCUUGUUCCCCUUGCUGUGCAGGUUACCCCACUGUGGUUCCUACCCUUCCCUAUACUCCUGGGUUAGUCACCCUGCAGAGAGAUCGCUCACUGCAUCUAGGGGGCUGUGCACAGAGGGAGCUGGGGAAUUGCUGCUGCUCUCACGCUCUGUGCUGCUGUGCUUGUCAUGAGAGCGGGAUGUGUGUGGCUGUUCAGCCUGUUGUUCCCAAAUAAAAAAAGACAAGGGCUUCUAAUUUUUGUUUGAUUUUCAUAUUUACCCUAUUAGCUUUUCCAUUAUCUGGGAAAAUUUGUGACCAGAGAGUGUAUCACCUUAGAUGUCACACUCCUGUCAUUCUAAUUCCAGUUCAAAUUGAAGUAAAUAGUCAAUUAAGAACUGCUGGGUCAAGCAGGAAGCAGCACAACCACUUGCCCGCCCCGUGACACCAGCAGGUUUCCACCAGACUGCAGUCACUGGUGAGCAGGCUGCAGCCCCUGAGUUGUGCCGCGGGCAGACUGCUCCCCAGGGCCUGUGCAAAGCAGAGCACAGUAGGGGCGCUUUGGGCAUUAGUGUGCCCUGGUGUAUGCGAGCACAUCCCACAGCCCCCGGGCUCAACGCCGUGGCUGCUGCUGCCACUGGGGCAGGUGGCAGGGCAGGAGGGUGCCUGACACACAGGUUUUUGUUUGUUUUGUUGUGUUUUUUUGUUGUUGUUUUGUUUUUGAGAUGGACUUUGAGAUGGAAAGAAGGGCCUUUGUCUGCAGUGAAGUGGGAUGGCAGCAUUGUUUUCCUCUCAGUGUUCCAUCUGAAUAGGCACAGUUGUGGAUAACAGUCACCUUUGACCAUUUUGAAAUUUUGCGAGCUAUUGGGAAGGGCAGCUUUGGAAAAGUGUGUGUUGUACAAAAGAAUGAUACCAAGAAAAUGUAUGCCAUGAAAUACAUGAAUAAACAGAAGUGUCUGGAGCGAAAUGAAGUGAGAAAUGUUUUUAAGGAGCUGCAGAUUAUGCAGGGCCUGGAACACCCCUUCUUGGUAAAUCUAUGGUACUCAUUCCAAGAUGAGGAAGAUAUGUUCAUGGUUGUAGACCUGCUGCUUGGAGGGGACCUGCGUUACCAUCUUCAACAAAAUGUGCGAUUCCAAGAAGGCACCGUGAAACUCUUCAUCUGUGAGCUGGCACUGGCCCUUGACUACCUCCAGAGCAGACGCAUCAUCCACAGAGAUAUCAAGCCUGACAACAUUUUGCUGGAUGAGCAUGGACACGUGCACAUCACUGAUUUCAAUAUUGCCACGAUGCUGACUAAAGAAAUGCAAGUUUCCACAAUUGCCGGCACAAAGCCAUAUAUGGCACCUGAAAUGUUUAACUCCACAAAACCUACCGGCUAUUCCUUCGCUGUGGACUGGUGGUCACUAGGAAUCACUGCCUAUGAGCUGCUCAGAGCCCGGAGGCCAUAUCAUAUUCGCUCCAACACUUCCACAAAUGAAAUGGCUCACGUGUUCAAGACAGCUACAGUAAUGUACCCUGCUGCCUGGUCCAAGGAAAUGGUGACACUUAUCAAAAAGUUGCUCGAGACAAAUCCUGAUAAGCGUUUUUCUCAGCUGAAAGAUAUCCAGGACUUUCCAUAUCUGUCAGAUGUAAACUGGGAUGCUGUUCUCCAGAAAAGGAUAAUGCCAGAAUUCAUUCCCACAUUCCCAGAUGCAUUCCAAUUUAUGAGAGAGAGUCACUUCAAGACAGGCACUAGUCACUUCAGGCCACCUUUCUCUCCCCUCCAGAAAGGCAGACUGAACUGUGACCCAACCUUUGAACUUGAAGAAAUGAUCCUAGAAUCCAAACCUCUUCAUAAGAAAAAAAAGCGCUUGGCUAAAAAGGAAAAAGACACCAGCAAAAGCAAUUCCUCACAGGCCUACCAUCUUCAAAAGCACCUAGAGAUGCUCCAGAGGGACUUCAUUGUUUUCAACAGAGAAAAGGUGCAACACCAGCACAACGAAACCCAGGAGCAUGCAGCACUGGCGAAUUGCAGAGGCAUGCACAAGGAUGGCCAGAACAACAACCUCUGAGCACAAUGACCCUGAUAAUGCUACACAGCCCCAUCGUGCCUCCUCCCACCCUCCCGCAGACCUGGGUGUGGAGGAGGCCCUGUGGAACGCCCUAACAGUUUGCCACCAGCAAUUAGAAUCAGAGCCCAUUAUUUUGCCUUUCUUGGUGGCAGGAAUGUGACUGAGCCACUCAGCACUCUUCCCUUUGGGCUUGGCUAGCCAGUAUUGCAGCCUUGGACCUGAGUGCCAGGCGACUGCCAGCAGGAGCAGAAGGGUUGGGAGUGCACCCUUAGUAGAGCUGUUACUGCCAGCUUCAUCCUGGUGGGAGUCGCAUCUGUGGGUCCUGCCUCUUCAGGAGCCAGGAUUCCUGCAUGGGGUCUCAGCUUAUUGCUCUAGGUGGAAGAGGCAGCUCUGAGCUGCAGGGUCUCCACCAGCACAGGUGGAAGAUGGCCUUUGCUUGCAGAGGUCUCCUGCAAACAUCCUCUAAGUCUGGUUGUGGAGGGCUGGAGGUGGUGACCAACUCCUUCCCUAUCUGGGUGGAGGCAGCAAAGGUUUCCCAUGAAGCUGCCCUCUCACCGUGCUGUUUCCUGGCCCAUUUCACACAGAGCUGGGCCAGCCUGGUGGGUGAUCAGUGCACACAGACAGAUUAGGUAGUGACAAGGUAACAACCAAGUAUGGCAAAUAAGCAGCAUCCAGAAGCUUUUCCAGGUCAUCCUGAAAAAUUAAUUCAACAUCACAUUAAACUGCUGCAGCUCUCUGAAUCUGAUGGAGUUGUGGCUUCCAACAUCAGAGAUAAAUUUGAAUAUGUAGUUUUCAUCUCUCUACAGUUGAUUUUAUACUUCAUUUAAGCAGCUAUUCUUUGCAGUAAAAGCUGUGCCCUUGGUGCAUGCAGCCUUUGCCAAGACUGUGAUUAGCCAAAGCAUCUCUAUUAUGGUAAUGCGGGGAAUGAUGCUAUUACUUAAAUGCUUUGGCAGACCCAACUUUUCACCUUGUUAUUCAACGUUUUUACUAAUCUCAGCAAUAUAAUGAAUGCGUGAUGAACUGUGUGCCUCCCACUUGCCCAGAGGUGUUCUUGUAUCCCCUGUGCCUUCCUGUCUUUCUCUCUCUGUUUAAAUCUGAUUAACUGAAUAAAAACAACAGCAAAUGAAAGGUUCCUUCCCAGAUAAUCAAAA
Messenger RNA from Anas platyrhynchos (mallard), 3292 nucleotides. RefSeq names its product serine/threonine kinase 32A (gene STK32A). Gene Ontology annotation, biological process: regulation of signal transduction; G protein-coupled receptor signaling pathway; protein phosphorylation. Gene Ontology annotation, molecular function: G protein-coupled receptor binding; ATP binding; G protein-coupled receptor kinase activity. NCBI's taxonomy places the organism in Eukaryota, Metazoa, Chordata, Aves, Anseriformes, Anatidae. The record is from RefSeq and is a predicted model, not a curated record.